CGAGCAACAUGCACUUUUUGUGCAACCGCUACUCUGCAAAGUAAAUUUUCACUGACAGCAAUACGGAGUCACGGAGACAAGCCGAGAUGUAGCGCUUGAGAAACCGGCACGCUUUGUUUUGGAUUAGUGUUCUUAUCAACAACGUCCUAUCGUCUCUCUGUGCUUACCGGGAAGGAUGUACCUGAAUCUGAACGUUGGUAUCCUGGGGCACGUUGACUCGGGAAAGACAACACUAGCGCGAGCCCUCAGCGCCAUCGCCAGCACCGCAGCGUUCGAUAAAAAUCCCCAAUCACAGGAGCGUGGCAUCACGCUGGAUCUUGGGUUCAGUGCGGCCCAGUUUGAGCUACCGGAUCACCUGCAAGGACUCGGUUACGAACGGCUGCAGUUUACAUUCGUCGACUGUCCUGGCCAUGCCAGCCUUAUCCGGACCAUCAUAGGCGGAGCCCAGAUCAUCGAUCUAAUGCUGCUGGUCAUCGAUGCCGAAAAAGGCAUCCAACCGCAAACGGCGGAAUGCUUGAUCAUCGGCGAGCUGACCUGCCGAAAGAUGAUCGUGGUGUUGAACAAACUGGACUCGCUGGCCGAUGCCGAGCGGCGUGGGAAACGUUUGGAGAAGCUAACCAAAGGCAUACGAGAGACGCUCUCGAAGAUGGCAUUCGACGAAACGCCGAUCGUUGCCAUUUCCGCUUUAUCGGGAGAAAACAUUCCCACGCUUACGAAAACGAUGCUACAACGUGCAUUCCUACCAGCGAGAAACGUGGACCUACCGCUCAUGUUCGCCGUGGAUCAUUGUUUCGCCAUCAAAGGCCAGGGAACGGUUUGCACCGGUACGGUCUUGCAAGGAACGGUGAACGUUGGCGAUAAGGUGGAGAUACCCAAGUUGAAGCUCCAGCGCAAGGUACGCUCGAUACAGAUGUUCCGACAGAGUUACACCACCAUCCGGCAAGGUGAUCGAGCAGGCAUUUGCAUUACGCAGUUCGAUCCGAAAUCACUGGAACGUGGUAUCGUGUGUGCGGCCGACUAUGCGCAUUAUGUGUAUGCCGCGAUCGUGAAAAUCACACCGCUUCGCUACUACAAACGACCCAUUAGGAGUAAGGCAAAGUUUCACAUCACCUGUGGCUACGAAACCGUUCUGGCCACGAUUCUCCUCUUUACCGCGGACCGAAACGAUCCGUUCACCUACGAUCGCCAGUAUGAGUUUCUGGAAGAGUUGACGGUCGAAACCAUUGCCACUCGCACGGUGUUUGCAUUGCUUGAGUUUGAAAAACCCAUUCUUACCACUCCCGAAGCGCUCAUCAUUGGUUCGAAGCUGGACAGCGACAUACAACACAACACGGACUGCCGGAUAGCGUUCCAUGGACACCUCGACGGGCUGACGAUGCGGGAACCAAGCUAUGCCGAAACCAUUCUGCCCGGACUGCAGGUUUUCAAACAGAAAUGUAAAACCGGUACGAUCCAGCGGAUCGUAAACGACCAGGAACUGAUAGUGGCGGGACUGUUCAAAAAGACGGGCAGCAAUCGCCAAGUGUUCAUCGGUCUGACCGUAACUCUGAGCAGUGGUGAUCGGGGUGUAAUCGAUGAUACCUUCGGAGCCGGAGGAAAGGUGAAACUUCGCUUCCAACAGCCAAUUGCCGCCGAUGUUUUGGAACGACUUAACCCCAAGGCAACUGCCAAGCGUGAGGAUUUGCAGGUUGAGCUGAAGUUUAAAAAGUUUCUCUUCGAACGCACUGGAAAGGAGAAAAAGAUUAUACAAUGAGAAAGAGAAUGUUUGUGAUAUUUCGCUUAUUAAAUGACAAAAAGGACGCACGGGACACGUAGAGAACGAAUGCUUUACUUUAUCAGUUUGUUUAAACAUAGUUAGAGGGGGGAGGGGGAAAGGUUGUUUGUUAAUAAACUCUACACGACGAAAAUAUUA
Molecule: messenger RNA, 1912 nt
Organism: Anopheles aquasalis
Lineage: Eukaryota; Metazoa; Arthropoda; Insecta; Diptera; Culicidae
Gene: eEFSec
Product: eukaryotic translation elongation factor, selenocysteine-specific
Biological process (GO): selenocysteine incorporation
Molecular function (GO): translation elongation factor activity; GTP binding; GTPase activity
Source: RefSeq, a predicted model, not a curated record